Molecule: messenger RNA, 813 nt
Organism: Procambarus clarkii (red swamp crayfish)
Lineage: Eukaryota; Metazoa; Arthropoda; Malacostraca; Decapoda; Cambaridae
Source: RefSeq, a predicted model, not a curated record
AUGGCGCCAGUGACGGCACUGGUCAUUCUCAUCCGGGCAGUGUUUGAGCGAGAGGGACCCAGAGACGACAGGCGAACCCUGCCCGCCCUCGUCGACAACUCCCAAACCCACGUCGACGGCUCCCAAACCCACGUAGACGACACCCAAACUGGUGUCGAAUCCGACGACGCCCAAACUGGCCUCGAAUCCGACGACGCCCAAACUGGCGUCGAAUGCGACGACGCCCAAACUGGCGUCGAAUCCGACGACGCCCAAACUGGCGUCGAAUCCGACGACGCCCAAACUGGCAUCGAAUCCGACGACGCCCAAACGGGCGUCGAAUCCGAAGACGCCCAAACUGGCAUCGAAUCCGACGACGCCCAAACGGACGUCGAAUCCGACGACGCCCAAACUGGCGUCGAAUCCGACGACGCCCAAACUGGCAUCGAAUCCGACGACGCCCAAACGGGCGUCGAAUCCGACGACGCCCAAAUUGGCAUCGAAUCCGACGACGCCCAAACGGACGUCGAAUCCGACGACACCCAAACGGGCGUCGAAUCCGACGACGCCCAAACGGGCGAAUCCGACGACGCCCAAACGGGCGAAUCCGACGACACCCAAACGGGCGUCGAAUCCGACGACACCCAAACGGGCGUCGAAUCCGACGACACCCAAACGGGCGUCGAAUCCGACGACACCCAAACGGGCGUCGAAUCCGACGACACCCAAACGGGCGUCGAAUCCGACGACACCCAAACGGUGACCAGGGUUGUGCCAGUACCCAAAGAGGCCCGCCAUUACCUCACGGGAAAGAAAUUACGGACCCUCAAAUAA